Molecule: messenger RNA, 729 nt
Organism: Fraxinus pennsylvanica
Lineage: Eukaryota; Viridiplantae; Streptophyta; Magnoliopsida; Lamiales; Oleaceae
Source: the annotation of a GenBank genome assembly
AUGGAUAUAGAUCCUGAAUAUGACCAGUCGAUAUGGAUAGACUUCAAUUGUGAGAGCCCACAUUCUCUAGAACUGGAGUUUCAAGGGGUGCAUCGGGGUAACGAGUUUAGACUGAAGGGGAAGAAGAAUGAUAACAACUCAAUCUCAUUGUCCCUGAGAAUUGCAGACAAGGGUGGUAAGUGGCUAGCUCUAAUUUAUUCUGCUCAGUUUUCACUAUAUCAAAGUAGCAGUGUUCGAUCUUCCUGUUUACAAUGGAGGCCGAGUGAGGAAUAUACAAAUCUAUUCGACCCUGAUUCAGACGCUGCUCUCGCAGUUGCAGCUGAGAUGGUUGAGCAAUUGGAAUUAGCAGAUCACGAUUUAGUGUUCAUUGCCGGCUUCAUUGACUACCUCAUAAUGAGAAUUUUACCCAACUGGAGGCCUUCAUCUGAUUGUCAUUCCACUGGAGAAAGAAAUGCUAUUGGCUUAACCUUGAUGGAAAAUCAAUGGGGGAUGUCCUUGGCAGAUUCUCUGGCCAACUUCGAGCUUGACCAACACGUGUCUGAGUAUCAUAAAGAAACUCAAAUUUGCGUACCGUAUGAUGCGAAACAUGAAGAGUCACAAGGAUCAGUGACUUCUGAGGUUAUUCUUGAAGAUAUCUCAAAGAAGAAUGUGAACAUUCACCGAUGGGUUGAUUAUGGUUGUGAUGCAUCUUUCGGAUACUCUCAUGAUGGGAUUUGGCUUCUUUUGUAG